AUGGGCGAAUUUGCUUUUGAACGUUACGAAUUUGGUUUUGUACGUUAUGCUUUGGCUUUUGAUCCUUCCAAAUCGCCUCAUUACAAGGUGGUCUGCGUGACUAACUUCAAUGAUCAUGUUAGAAUUUGUGGCUUUGAUACCACUGUUGGAAUUUGGUGCGGAAGCUUUGAUCAUUAUGAUGGGGGGCACCACGAGAUAGACAUAUAUUCAUCAGAGACUGGAAAGUGGAAGCAUCUUGAUACUCCUUUCUUCCCCAGCCCCUCUGACGAGGGCGCAAACCAUGAUUGCAAGGAGAUGGCCAUGCACUUUGACUACAGGAGCAGGAAAGGCAUUGUAUACUGCAAUGCCGCAGUUCAUUGGAUAAGAGGCAGUCGUGAAGCAAGAUUGCCAUUCUGCACAUUUGGGGAUGGUAGGAAUGAGUUCAUAAGAAACGAAAGUGAUGUGCUGCACUACUUUGACGUAGGCGAAGAACGUUUGCUGCUAGCCUCCGCUACCCCUCCUGUCCCCUUGGUUGUCAAAAAAAUUCCAUUAAUUUCCUCCCCUAGCCCUCAUUAUUCCUUUAAGUCUCCCUCUGAGUAUCCCAGAUUGGCUCGUAGAUAUUUUGGGGAGUGCUGUGGCCGUUUGUACUUGAUUGAGACUUACCAGCAUUGUAGCACUGAAUUUGAGGUCAUGGAGAUGGAGAAAGACUACUCUGGCUGGUUUGUCAAGUAUAAUGUUGAUCUGAGCCCAGUAUUAACAGCUCUUCCUAGACAGGAUUGGAAUGCUUUUGUUAUCUUGUGCCUUUCUCAGGAGGAGGAAACCUCCCUAGAAAGGCAUGAUGAGGUUGAGGAUUCUUCAACUGUUUUGUUGUUGCAUAUUCCUAGUAAGGUCAUAUCUUAUAAUCUUAGGAAUAAGACAUUCAAGACAUCGGUUGAGUUAGCCAACAAGGAACUUUUUCUAGGUUUUGAAAAUCGUAGGGAAGACGAUGUUAACUAUCCUUACGUGAAGUCUUCAGCUUGUGUAUAA
Molecule: messenger RNA, 1005 nt
Organism: Rosa chinensis
Lineage: Eukaryota; Viridiplantae; Streptophyta; Magnoliopsida; Rosales; Rosaceae
Product: F-box protein At5g07610-like
Exons: 2
Coding region: 1-1005 (334 amino acids)
Source: RefSeq, a predicted model, not a curated record